This is a messenger RNA of Megalobrama amblycephala (Wuchang bream), 746 nucleotides long. It is a transcript of the gene nxt2, whose product is annotated as nuclear transport factor 2-like export factor 2. The record is from RefSeq and is a predicted model, not a curated record. The transcript is spliced from 5 exons. Gene Ontology annotation, biological process: protein import into nucleus. Gene Ontology annotation, cellular component: nuclear pore central transport channel. Bases 187 to 624 code for a protein of 145 amino acids. NCBI's taxonomy places the organism in Eukaryota, Metazoa, Chordata, Actinopteri, Cypriniformes, Xenocyprididae.
CCCGCGGAGUUUUUUUAUGGUAGGAACUUACAACGUCGGUGUGGUUUUCCAGCGGAACAAUAAUCAUGAACACACACAUCUGAGCACAUUUUUCUCGAUGUUGGAUUUGUUUUUCUAAAAGAUAGUUUGGAUAUCAAACACCUAAAUCGACUGAACAAUCGUCAGGAGAUCGGUUCGUUUAGCACAAUGGCUGCUGCUGUAACGGUGGACUUCAGGGUUCAAGUUGAUCAGUCAUGCAGAUACUCGGAGGAAUUCGUCAAUAUCUAUUAUGACUGUAUGGAUAAGAAAAGAAGGAAUCUGACGAGGCUGUAUCUGGACAAAGCAACGCUAGUGUGGAAUGGCAAUGCAGUCACGGGUCAAGAUGCUCUCGCCGAGUUCUUUGAGUCUCUUCCCUCCAGCGAGUUUCAGGUUCACACUCUCGACUGCCAGCCUGUGCAUGAACAAGCAACUCAGGGCCAAACAACUUUGUUGGUGGUUACAGCUGGCUCAGUGAAGUUUGAAGGGAACAAACAGAGAUACUUCAACCAGAACUUCCUAUUAACUGCCCAAGCCUCUCCUAACAGUGACCAGCCGGUGUGGAAGAUUGCAAGCGAUUGUUUUCGCUUUCAAGACUGGGCAAACUGAAUUGUAGCUUCAACUUUUUGUAUAGCUUUUUUUUUUUUCUUUCUUUUGUACACUCACUGCAAUUGAAGUACUGUAAAUAAAAAAAGACAACUGUUGAACAGUUUCUAAAAUGGAAGACCACA